Molecule: messenger RNA, 5911 nt
Organism: Nematolebias whitei (Rio pearlfish)
Lineage: Eukaryota; Metazoa; Chordata; Actinopteri; Cyprinodontiformes; Rivulidae
Gene: mdc1
Product: mediator of DNA damage checkpoint 1
Exons: 12
Coding region: 61-5847 (1928 amino acids)
Biological process (GO): positive regulation of transcription initiation by RNA polymerase II
Cellular component (GO): nucleus
Molecular function (GO): protein binding
Source: RefSeq, a predicted model, not a curated record
GGCGUGUAUUUACUUUUUUUUGUUUAUCUCUGCUGCUGAUCUAGGAAAGCGUUUGAUGAAAUGGAUGCCACUCAGGCGAUUAGUGACUCGAUUUUAGAGUCAGAUGAGGACGAAAACAAAGAAGAGCAUCAAAAUAAAAGAGGGAGACCACUGGCUAAACUGUGCAUCCUAAAAAACUCACAUCUCCCCGAGACAGAGUUGCCCCUCUUUUUGGGAGAUAAUGUGCUGGGCCGUGACCCCAGCGUCUGCUCACAACCACUGCUUGCCUCCUCAGUGUCCAAGCAACAUGCCACCAUUUGCAUCUCUGUUUACAGAAGAAGAGGUUGCCACACUGAAGUGGACGUGGAGGCUUUGGUUUGGGACCUAGGAAGCAUGAAUGGGACCCGUAAGGGACGGCUAAAGCUGACUCCUAAUGUCCGCUACGCCCUCAGUGAAGGCGACAGCUUGGUUUUGGCAGACAUCCCGUGUCAGUAUGUGAGCUGCAGUACACAUUCAGUCUCUUCUCAAGAUGACAUGGGAACUCCAGGGAACAGAAAUUCAAGAACAAAGACUGUGUUGCCAGAUGCUUUGGGAGACACUGACACAGUCAGUAAUAAAUGUGUCAGUGGUGGAACAGAAGCAAAGAAGACCUCCGUCAGAGGCGGUUGUCUGUCCUAUGAGCAAACACCAACCCAACCUAAGGGGAGCUUGGUCUCUGAAUCUGACUCGGACUCAGACGGAGAAAGAGGGGUGAGAGGUGACAGAAGACUGAAGACACAAGUGUCUGAUUCUGACUCCCAUAAAUUCAGUUCCAGCUCUUCGUCAUUCUUAAGUCCUCCAAACAAAAUCGUCCCUGAAAGUGAGGAUGAAAGUCCCAUCAGGCCGUCCACCUCCACCAGAUCAACCAGACAUGUCAGUUUCAGCACAGGAAACACAAACGCUGAUGUGGAGCGACAGCAUCUGGAGAAAAACACGUCACUUGCGUUUGUAGAAAACAGUGAAGAGGAAGAAGAAGGAAGCCGGCUAGAUGUGAAGCAGAAAAGUCAUGUGAGUUUUCCAGAAGAAGGUGAAUUGCUUGUGUCUACUCCAGCAGUUUCCCUGGAUGCCAUCUCUGCAUUUAACAUGGACAGUGACACGGAUGUGGAGGGAGAGGAGGGUGAAAGAAUGCCUGCUGGGUCUUUGAGCUUAAAUACCAAUCAGCAAGCUGAUCACCCACCAAACACAGUCCUGUUUCAUAUGGACAGUGAUACAGAUGCUGAGGAAGAUGAAGACAUUUCAGACUUGGCUCCUAAAACUGUGUCUAACGAAACUGCCAAACCCUCUCAUGUUGCAUCAGGUAUUCACUUUGAUGGCAUCGUUGCUGACAGUGACACUGAUGUGGAGGAGGAGGAUGCUGCUGUGUCAGAAGCUAUCCUCACAGCCAAAGCCACAUCAGUUCAGGCUGACUCUGCUUCUUCAAGAGAUUUCCACUUGGACAGUGACACAGAUGAGGAGGAAGAUGAGGCAGGAUGUAGAACAAAACACAAUUAUUCUAAAAGCAAUGAAACACUCAUCAAAUCUGAUUUAAAGCCUGACAUGGCUGAAUCUGCUGCUCCUCGUAGUCUGCUUCCAGACACCAGGGAUGAGUCUGUCUGUGCUCCUGCAGCUGGCGACCCCUCUGUGACUGCAGCUCUGACAGAACCCUGCACCUCUGCUGCAGCAGCUGAUUUAGACAUUUUGUCUGACAGUGACACAGACAUGGAGGAGCAGAAGGAUUCUCCUCUGGUUACUCCUCUAGGUGCCACAAAUGUGUCGGCAUCUUCUGAUAAAAUGUCGGGAUGUGAUGCGGACACAGAUUUGGAUGAGACCCAUGCAGGAGAUGAGGUCAAUCCAGCUGAUCUCGGAGGGAACGGUGAUGAUGUGGAGGCAAAUAUUGUUGAGAAGGACGAGGAUGAGAUCCCUCAGCUGGAGAGAGAACAUAGUUUAGGAUCUCUGGUUCCACUUCUGCAGAACUGCUCUACUCCUGUUCAGGAUUCAGCUGCUGAGGCAUCUGCUUUAAGACACAUAGUGCCGUCUUCCUGCUCAGACAGCCAGGAGGAUGAAGAUUACACUGUAGCUGAGACCCAGUCCUUUGUUCUUCAGACCAGAAAUCAGCAGGCAGGCGUGGACCCAAACUCAGUGUCGGGGCUUGAGUCCAAACCAGAAGAUUGGUCCAGCAGAGUGGACUCCUUCCAGCUGGGGUUGUCUGAUAGCAGCCACCUGCUGUGUCAGGAGAGCACCCAAGCUUUUGUGUUGGUGGAAGAAGGGGUGAACCUGGAGGAGACCCAGGCUUAUAUCUCUACAGACACAGGAAAUGACUCCAACCUGGAGGCCACGCAGGCCUUUGAGGAAAACGAGGAGCCUGAUAAAGUUCCAGAUGUUUCAGCAAAAGAAGGUUGCGUUAAUUUAGCCUUUGAAGCAACUCAGGCUUACAUUUCAGAGCCUUACGAUGAUUCAGAGAAAGAUUCAGAUGAAGAUAAGAGACAAAGCCCAGCCGUGACUGAGGCUGCAGAUCGUACAGACAACUCCUCCACGCUCGCUGUGGUUGAAACUCAACCAGUGCUGCCUUCUGAGGAAGAGGGAAGUUUGGAAACAAAUAAUUCAAUUGUUUCUGUGCAAGUUAGUCCCAAAGUACAGAAUGAAACAAAGGAAAAGAUCCUCUCUGACGCUGAUUUUAAUGUUAAAACUCAGCCCAUGUGUACGAGUGACGACAAGGAAAACGACGAUGAAGACUUAUCACCGCAGCUUGAAGAGGAGAAAACACAGCCUUAUGCUUGUUCUGCGUCAUCAUUACAUGAAACCCAGCCCGUGCAUGUCAGCGUUGCAGAAACUCAGCCAGUGGUUUUAGACGAAGACAGUGACGAGUGCUCAAUGCCGCUCUUGCGAAAAAGAAAAGCGAAGCAGCUUCAUAUUGAAGAAGAGGAGUCUCAACAGCUGAGGAAUUCUGAUGCUUGUGCUGCUGAAACUCAGCCUGUUGCUGCAAAUGACGAUGAUGAUGAUUCAGUGCCAUGCUCACGUAAACGAAAAGCAAAGCCGCUGCAGCUAGAAGAUGACACACAGUCACUGGGUAAUUCUGAAGUGUCCGCUGUUGGAUCCCAACCUUCAGCCACAUGUGAGGACAAGCAGAGCAAUGAAGAGAACUUCAGUCCCUGUCCUCAGAAGAGAAAAGCUAAGCCCCUGCAGGUGCAAGAAGAGCACACCCCGCCUCUGAUCGGUGCUCAGGUGUCUGGUAUUUCAACUCAGCCAGAGGUUGGAGGUGAAGAAGAGGAGAAUGAUAGUGAGGUCUUCGUCCUACCUCGAAAAAGAAAAGCAAAGCAGCUUCAUCUUGAAGAUGAGGAGUCACAGCAGCUCACAACUUCUGAAUUCUCUACUGCUCAAACCCAACUUACACAUGAGAAUGAAGGAGACACGACUGCAAGUCCACCAGUAGGAGAAACCCUGCAGCUUGAUGAAGAGCAGACACAACCUCUCGCUUCUGCUGAGGUUUGUGUUGAAACUCAGCUGAACGAGAGAGACGAGAAGAGCGAGGACUCAGUUCCAGGUCCACGAAGAAAAGCAGCAAAACUGGACCAUCCUGAAGAACAGGAGACCAAGUCAGCAGAAUGUUCUGCACCUCCAAAGAGACAGACAAGAAAUGAAAGUAAAGCUCUACCAAAAUCCAGAGGAAGGAGAGGAAAAGCAAGACCAGAGGAUGAUAACAGCGAGGAGGAGGUAAAGCAGACACGAGGGAGGGUUAUUACAAGGCAACGAAAAGAUGAAGAGGAAAAAGAAGCUGACGAUGGAGAACAACAAGAGGAGGUGGGGAGGCGGCGAAGGAGGGGAGAACAUCAAAAUAAAGGAAAAGCUAAAGAAGAUGAAGAAAAGCUGCAAAUGGAAGAUGCAGAAAGAGUGAAACCUCAUCCAGAGAGCGUGGGCGGCGAUAGAAUGAAGAGUGGCAAGCAAAAGGAGAAAGAGAGAUCAGAAGUGAACUUGGAGCAGAAAGUGAGAGAGAAGGAGAAAGAACAGCAAACACGUCUGGAGACAGAAAAGAAAGCUAAAGAGAAACAACUGAAGGAAGAAGGAGAGAAGCAAAAUGUCCCUGCAAGAGGUCGAAGGUCCACGAGGAAAACCACUGCAGCUGAGCUGGAGCAAAGCUCGUCCGUUUCAACGAGUGAAGACGUCCCAGCGAGGAGAACUCGAUCUCGCUCCAACUCCUCCAACUCCAUCAGCUCAGAGAGAUCUGCUUCGAGUGCCAACACCCAGGAGAGUAAAAGAGGAGGAAGAGGAGGAACGAGGAGCAGCAACACACUCCAGACGUCCAUUAGCAGAAGCAGCCGCCGGAGGGUAACGGUGGCUGCAGGCCCAAUGGAGCAGAACUCAUCCUUCAGCUCAGAGACCUCCAGCUGCAGGGGGAGCUCUCAGAACAGAGUGAGGGGGGGUCGGCAGCAAGGAAGAGGGAGGAAAACGUGUGAUUGGCACGAUGCAUCGUCUGCUGAUAUCCUGCAUAAAAAUAAUACAACAGGGUCAGACUCUCAGCUGGCCAGUACCAGUAGGGGGCAGCAGAGAGUCAAUUCUGAUGACUCAAAACUUGCAGUUUUAAAAGAGGAGGACCAGUCAAGCCUGGAAAAGAGAAUUGUGGAUGAAAAAUCACCGCUGCCUAAAAGAAAUGUCAGGGGCAGAGGUCAAAAAUCUGUACAGACUGAAAAUGUGGAGAAACUUUUAGUGCCUUCUGUCAAUGAUGGUGAUGAAGGUAGAAACACGAGAAACAGGAAGAAGAGCGAGUUGGAAACGGAUACGAACGUGGCUAUUUACAAGAUUUCCAGCGUGCCAAAACCAGCAGCAGAAGAAGAGAAGGAUGAGCCAAACAAUAAAAUCCCUGCUAUUCUCCUGGUGAGGAGGACAGGCAGAGCUUCCAGCACUCAAAUAAAGAAGAAGGGGAAAGAAUCUCUUCCCGAAGAGGAGGAGGAGGAUGGUGAAAAAAAGAAGGUGGAGGCUGCUGAGAAGAAAUCCAGAGGCCGGGCGUCCAUGGUCCAGAAAAAUAAAGAAGAGCUGAAGGAAAGUGGAACGUCUGCAUCUUCUACAAGACAGAAUGCAACGGUAGAAACAUCAAAGCCUCAAACACCAACCAGUAAUGCUUCCCGGAAGCGACAGGCCUCCUCAGACUCGUCUCCUUUGGCAAAGACUCCUCGCUCCUCUUCUGGCUCCCCAGCAGCAAGUUGUCGACUUCGAGCUGGGAGCCAAGCCUACAAGGUGCUGUUCACGGGGGUUGUGGAUGAAGAAGGGGAGCGAGUGUUGGCUCGGUUAGGAGGCAGCAUGGCUAAAGGCGUGGCGGACAUGAACUGUCUUGUGACCGAUAAAGUGAGAAGGACGGUUAAAUUCUUGUGCGCCGUGGCCAAAGGUAUCCCAGUCGUCACCACAGACUGGCUGGCAAAGAGUGGCACAGCUGGAAGCUUCCUUUCUCCUAAUGUUUUUAUUGUGAAAGAUCCAGAGCAGGAGAAUAAGUUCAGCUUUUGCCUGCAGGACUCACUGAAAACAGCCAGGAGUCAGCUUCUCUUGCAGGGAUAUAAGAUCCAUGUCACAAAGUCUGUUAAGCCGGAGCCGGUUCACAUGAAAGAAAUCAUUUGCUGCAGCGGAGCCGUCUUUCUACCAAAGAUGCCCUCGUCUCAGAAGCCUCAGACUGUAGUGAUUUCCUGCGAGGAGGACUGGCGACUGUGUGGCCCCGCCGUGUCUGCAUCCCUCCCUGUCGUCACUGCAGAGUUCAUCCUCACAGGGAUCCUGCAGCAGAAACUUGAUUUUCAGAACCACGCACUUUCUCUUGCAACUAACUCCCAACCUGCAGGGGACAGAGGACGAUCCAGGAGGAAGACUUAGCACAAUGUAUCAGUGCAGAUUAAAAUCAGAGACCAAUGGGAGCACUAGUGAGUCUGCUGUUUGU